GCACGGACCAUCAAUCACUACCUGCAAUCCUUUGCAUUCGCAUUCAACAGCCAAGUCUCCUGAUUGAAAUUCCCCGAGCAAGUCAUCCGCGAGGAGUCGGUGUUCCUUGCCUUGCUAUUACCACCAUGGCAGGACAUGGACUUUUGGCUGCAGGUCUGGUACUCCUCGCCGUCAUGGCGCCGGCGUUCGCCGUGGACCACACCGUCGGCGACUCGUCGGGAUGGGCCAGCGGCGUCGACUACACCACCUGGGCAAGCGACAAAACCUUCAAAGUCGGUGACACGCUUGUGUUCCAGUACGGCGCGUCGCACAACGUGGCGGAGGUUGGGUCGGCGGACUACAGCGCGUGCUCGGCCAGCAACUCCAUCCAGUCCUUCAGCGACCAGGACACCAAGAUCACGCUCACCAAGCCCGGCACCCGCUACUUCAUCUGCGGCGUCACCGGCCACUGCGCCGGCGGCAUGAAGCUCGCCGUCAAGGUCUCCCCCGCGGCCACAGCCACCACCCCCGCGCCCGCCGCGACGCCCGCCGCGCCGUCGGACACGCCCUCGACUACCACCCCAGCGACGACGACCCCAGCGACGACGACCCCAGCGGCUACGACGCCAGCGACGGCGACCUCGACCAAAUCGGCGGACAGCGUCGGCGGGGCCAGCGGCGUCGACGCCCGCUUCGCGAUGGGCCCGCUUGUUGGGGCCGUGGGCCUUAUGGGCCUCGCCCUGAUGGGCUAGGCGAGAGGCAGUGCUGCUUUCACGUUCUUAUCAGCCUGUUUAGUUCGACUGUUGUUCGGGUCACGCUGCCUCUGUGUGUGCGCCGUGGCUCUUCAUUGCUUGGGGCCGUUCCGCGCUCCCCGGUUGCCUGUUGUAUGUUCUGUAGAGAUCCAUCGUGUUUCUCCUACCACUGUGAUAUAGACCCUCGUUGUUUAUGACGUUUUCUUCCGAAA
Molecule: messenger RNA, 943 nt
Organism: Brachypodium distachyon (stiff brome)
Lineage: Eukaryota; Viridiplantae; Streptophyta; Magnoliopsida; Poales; Poaceae
Product: mavicyanin
Exons: 2
Coding region: 126-731 (201 amino acids)
Cellular component (GO): plasma membrane
Molecular function (GO): electron transfer activity
Source: RefSeq, a predicted model, not a curated record